AUGUCGAGCAACACUGUUGAUAAGUGGCUGGAUGCAUUGCGUUUCGAGAAUUACCGCCUCCAAUUUAGGCCUCACCCAAUUGACGCCGAGGAGAUAAGAUCACAAAUCCAGGCGCUCGAAGCUCGGCCCGUAGCCACAAUUGCCCACGGCGACUUUGACACUCUACUCCACAAACUGGACAGCCUGAAGGAAGACCUGGCCUCCGUCGAACAGACGAUCGAGCUCCUCUCACAGAUUAGGGAGUUAAGAGGACAGAUCCGCGAAAAGGGUUUUCUCGAGUACGACGUAGAUCAGGCCGGAGAGGUGAUCGAUAAUCUUCAUUUCCGGUCCGAGAAGAACAAGAUGGAUCAGAGGCAACGACAGUGGCGACAUCUGGCUUCUCUAAGGCGAGUUUGGCCGGAGGCCGAUGCCGCGAGGAGGAAAGGCAUUGUGCAGCUGUUGGGGACGUAUAGUAAAAGGAGAUUCGUCUGCGGCGCGACGAAUCUUCGGAUUGGUACCGUGACGAGGAUUGGCAGAUGGGCGAGCAGAAUGUGUAAAAAGUAUUGA
This is a messenger RNA of Letharia columbiana, 546 nucleotides long. RefSeq lists its product as uncharacterized. The transcript has a single exon. The record is from RefSeq and is a predicted model, not a curated record. Lineage: Eukaryota; Fungi; Ascomycota; Lecanoromycetes; Lecanorales; Parmeliaceae. Bases 1 to 546 code for a protein of 181 amino acids.